AUGGUCAACUCGUGUUGUGGCUCUGUCUGCUCUGAGCAGAACUGUCAAGAGAGCUGCUGCCGGCCCUCUUGCUGUGUGUCCAGCUGCUGCAGGCCUCAGUGUUGCCAGUCUGUGUGCUGCCGCCCCAGCUGUUGCCGCCCCAGCUGCUGUGUGUCCAGCUGCUGCCGCCCCAGCUGCUGUGGAUCCAGUUGCUGUGGUGGCUCCAACUGCUGCCGCCCCUCUUGCUGCAUCUCUAGUUGUUGCCGCCCCUCCUGCUGCAUCUCCAGUUGCUGCCGCCCCACCUGUUGCCGCCCAUCUUGCUGUGGCUCCAGCUGUUGCCGCCCAUCCUGCUGCAUUUCUAGCUGCUGCCGCCCCUCUUGCUGUGGCUCCAGCUGCUGCCGCCCAUCCUGCUGCAGCCCAUCCUGCUGCAUUUCCAGCUGCUGCCGCCCCUCCUGCUGUGGCUCUCCCUGCGGUGGCUCCAGCUGCUGCAGACCCACCUGCUGCAUCUCUUCUAGCUGCUGUCGCCCCAUCUGCUGCCAGACCACCUGCUGCCGCCCUACCUGCUCCAGUGCCUCUUGCUGCUGA
This is a messenger RNA of Suncus etruscus (white-toothed pygmy shrew), 564 nucleotides long. Its product is annotated as keratin-associated protein 4-3-like. NCBI's taxonomy places the organism in Eukaryota, Metazoa, Chordata, Mammalia, Eulipotyphla, Soricidae. Gene Ontology annotation, cellular component: keratin filament. Bases 1 to 564 code for a protein of 187 amino acids. The transcript is spliced from 2 exons. The record is from RefSeq and is a predicted model, not a curated record.